GGGAUACUGAUUCUUCAUGCUCAUGUUUAUGUGAAUGUUCUUUCUCCAGCUCCUCUUGUGGUUCCUAAGAAUACAAAUCACCAAAAUUCUUGCAAUAAUUUUUUGGGCCCCCUCUCACCUCCUUUUCCCCUUUCAACUCAUUUGCACUUUAACUAUUUCACUAAAAUACCUGCUAUUUCCCAUCAGGUAUCUAGUAAAUAUGUCCAGAAAUAUUUGAUCUCCCAAGAUUUUUACUAACUUUAUUGACUAUGAUGCCACCCACACCCUAGGUGCAUUCUCGCACCCUUUAUAAGCAGCCCUUUGCCAACUCUGUUUUCACAACAUACCUACUCUGCUUAGUCUCUUCUCUUGCUAGCUCUGUUUUUACAUUUUCAAUACUUCUAAUAAUUAGCAAAUAUCAUCAUGAGCUCAAUGUCAUCUCAACAUGGUUCUUCAGGAUCAUGGACAGCAAAACAGAACAAGGCGUUUGAGAAGGCAUUGGCAGUGUACGACAAGGAAACUCGCGAUCGUUGGUCCAAUGUUGCCAAAGCAGUUGGAGGCAAGACUGCCGAAGAGGUGAAACGACACUAUGAAAUUCUUCUGCGGGAUGUUUUCUAUAUCGAGUCUGGUAGGGUGCCCUUCCCCAAAUACAAAACAACUGGAGGAAGCCAUUCCACCUCUGACUAACAUUAUUUUUGUUAAAGGAUGCAAAACCUAACACUUGAUUGAUGCAACGAACGUCGUCAAUAAGCAGACUAGAAAAGUGCAACUAAUUUGCCUUGAACCCUGCCUUCUAUAAUAUUUAAUUCAAGUUGUAUAUUUAAUUUCUUCGUCCAAUUAAAUUUUAAACGCUGCUAUUUGAGUCUUUAUAAUUACCUACGGAAGGAAUCAUUUGAAUUCUGUUCAGUCUUGUACUCGUGUCUCCUCUAAUAUUAAUUAAUAUUGUUCCUCAAAA
Solanum dulcamara is the source of this 934-nucleotide messenger RNA. Its product is annotated as transcription factor RADIALIS-like. The record is from RefSeq and is a predicted model, not a curated record. Bases 403 to 666 code for a protein of 87 amino acids. The transcript is spliced from 2 exons. Gene Ontology annotation, molecular function: DNA-binding transcription factor activity. Lineage: Eukaryota; Viridiplantae; Streptophyta; Magnoliopsida; Solanales; Solanaceae.